CCUCCCAACUUGAUAUACACCAUAUACAAUACAUGGAACCCCCCAUGCAGCCAGCCGCCAUUUGCAACCACGCCAACCGCUGGAGUUCCCAGAAACUCCGCAAUAUCGUUCUUGUUUUUCAAAACCAAUUCUCGUUUUCUAUGCCACAAUUUCAUCCUUCCUUCUUUUUUCUCUCUAAGAUUUUCUUUUCCUCUUCCGAUUUUCCUGGAUUCCUCUUCUUAACUUUCCCAUCUGCCAUUUCGUUGACGAGAAAAAUUCAAGAAACCGCAUACUACAACGGCCGAACAGGUCCUUUUUUUCCUCCUUUCUAUAGUUUGAAUACGCUUCGUCUCCUUCCAGUUUGAGGUGUUUUAGGGUUUUCUGUAAAAAGUAUAAGGUUAAAGAUGAAAUUCGGUGAGACGUUCAUGGAGUAUUUACACGGUGAUCGAGAAUGGUUCUUGGAUAAAUGUUCGCAUGUUGAGUAUAAGCGUUUGAAGAAGGUUCUUAAGAGCUGUCGGACUUGCAGGCUUAAUGAUUCUUGUACUGAUGAAUGUGAAUGGAAAUCUUGCCCUUUGUGUGAUCAGUUGUUCUUUUCGGAGUUGAUGAGGGAAGCCUCGGAUAUUGCGGGAUGUUUCAACACGAGAGUUAGACAUCUUCUUCAUCUUCAUGUUGCUGGAGGAAUUGAGAGAUACAUGACGCGAUUGGUUCAUUGCUUUAAAAGUGAUCAAACAACGUUGAUACAAGAAGGUCGAAUGCUGAUUGAAUAUGUUACAAUGAAUGCUAUUGCUAUCAGAAAGAUUCUCAAGAAAUAUGAUAAGGUACACAGCUCUGUAAACGGAAAGAACUUUAAGUUGAAAAUGCGAGCUGAACAUAUGGAGCUUUUGCAAUCCCCUUGGCUUAUAGAAUUGGGUGCUUUUUGUUUGAAUUUUAAAGGAUCCGAGGAUGGAGAUUAUCCUUCGGGAUUCUCCACUCACUUUUUCUUCAAUGUCGAUGUCGCACCGACAAUGACAUUGAUGCUUCCAGAUUCUAUAAAGUUGGAAUACGAUCUUACUUGCCCUAUAUGCUUGGAAACAUUAUUUGAUCCAUAUGCUUUGGGUUGUGGACAUCUCUUCUGCAAAUCAUGUGUUUGUUUAGCUGCUUCAGUGAUGAUUUGCGAUGGACCGAAGACUGCCAGCAGGGAAUCUAAAUGCCCGGUUUGUAGAGAGAAUUUGUUUGACAUCUUGCUAUUUUCAUGGCCAUUUGUCAACAUCCUUCAGCUGUUUUCCCCCCAAAUGAAGAAACAGUUGCAUACUCUAAGGAAGGCUGGAGUAUAUCCUAAAGCAUUGCACAUGGUUGAACUGGAUAUGCUAUUGAAAAGAAGGUGUAAAGAUUACUGGAAGGAGAGGCUAGUGGAAGAACGAGCUAGAGUGCUGAAACAAACCAAAGAUUUCUGGGAUUCACAGACUAGAUAUGUGGUCGGGUACUAAAAUUUACACUACAGAAAACCCAUCUGAUAAUCACUCUUCAUUUUUUAACAUAACAGCUUCUACGUUUGGAGAAGUUGGUGGCAGCAAUUUGGCUUUUUGGAAUAACGUUUGGCUGUUGCCUUUUUUACACAAAGAAAAGGGAAAACAGGCGUGCAAAUACACAGGACUUCUUGGAGUAAGAAAGUAUUGACUUUGCCUUUGUUUUUUUUUUCUUUUUCUUUGUCUUUUUUUUUUUUUUCAAUUUUUAUUUUGUCAUUCUCCUUCUCCACACACGGGUUCGGAUUCGAAGAAUUUCUUUGACAUGAUUUUCUUAUUAAAAAAAAAACUUGGAUUGAUAGGGAAAGAAAAGUAAGGAAAAAAAGAAAAGAAAAGAAAAGAAACACCUUCUAGUCGUGCCUAAAAGUGUAAUGAUUUCAUGUGACAUUAAGUAGUGGAUUGUUUGGUGGUAUUUGUGUAAGGAUAAAGAAUCCUUGUUUUCCUAUUUCCUUAGUUAUAUUAAUUAAUAUUAAUAAAUCUUUGAAUGACUA
Molecule: messenger RNA, 1972 nt
Organism: Cucumis melo (muskmelon)
Lineage: Eukaryota; Viridiplantae; Streptophyta; Magnoliopsida; Cucurbitales; Cucurbitaceae
Product: probable E3 ubiquitin-protein ligase BAH1-like
Exons: 8
Coding region: 384-1445 (353 amino acids)
Source: RefSeq, a predicted model, not a curated record